CCUUCAUUUGCUCUCCAAGGGGUCUCUGCCUCAGUGCGUAAAGUUGGGACGGGGCUCCGGACGCACUGCGCAGCACUUAUUAUCCCACUGGCUCCAUGUGCGUCACCUAUGCGGGAUACUCGACGAGGAGUUCUGAAAUUUUAAUACCACCACCCGCGCGCGUCACUGACAGAUGAACACGUUGGGCGUGUUGCUGAUGUGAAGGCGCGUUUUCCCUGGAACAGAGCAUCUGUCCCGGAGCGCAGAGGGGACAUGGGUCAACUUUAUGGUGCGACUCUUUUACCAUUUGGCGCUAUCUGUGUUGUUUUCCUGUGGGAAUCUGGUGCCAGCUCUAUCAGGGAGACGCUUGCAGUCGACACCUCGAGAACGGAGUGUCCAGAUGAUAAGAUCGUGACCGUGGAGUAUCCCUGUGUCAGAGCUGGGGGGAAGAACAGCACUUGUUUCAGGAGGAAAUGCUGUGACGGAUUCCGCUUCGUGAUGGGCCAGUGCAUACCUGAAAGUGUGGAUGUGUGUGCAGCGUCGCCCUGUGAGCAGCAGUGCACCGAUAACUUUGGGCGAGUUGUCUGCACAUGUUACUCCGGCUAUCGCUUCGACCGAGAUCGGCACCGCAACCACAAGUCUCCUUACUGUCUGGACAUUGAUGAGUGUGAGCACCUGGGCAGCAGCACGUGUGACCACGAGUGUGUGAACACAGUGGGCAGCUUCCUGUGUCGCUGUCACAGCGGCUACAUCCUCGCACCGGACCAACGCUCCUGCAUCCCCGUACACAACUUGAGUUCACCUGGGAAGUCAGACACGCUGAUGAGUGCUGGUACCUGCUCCUUCACCUGUGAGGAUUUUAUGAAUAUGAAAAACAGUCUGCUGCAGCUCAAACUAAGGCUGGGCAACACACCGUCACCCAACCAGGUAUCUGACUUGGACAACAGCAGUGACAAGCCGUCUCUGGGCAGGGCCGUAAAAAGUCCAGAUAGCCCUUGUCUUCCUGGUCUACCCGGUCCUCCAGGAGCUCCUGGGGUCCCAGGACACCCAGGAGAACCGGGAAAGAGAGGGGACCCAGGGGACAGGGGCCUGCCUGGUCCACGGGGAGACAUGGGACCCAUGGGUCCACAGCCUGACCUGAAGCAUGUGAAAAGAGGCCGCAGGGGGCCUGUGGGACCCCCCGGGGCCACAGGAAGAGAUGGACUAAAGGGUGACAGAGGAGCUCCGGGUCCCGUAGGUCCAUCCGGACCGCCCGGCUCCUUCGACUUCCUCCUGCUGAUGAUGGCUGACAUCCGCAAUGACAUCAUUGAACUGCAGGAGAAGGUGUUCGGGGAGAGGCGGGGCAUCUUCUUGGACAGCCCUCCCCAUUCCAACGGGGAAAUGGAUUUUGUGGAGUGGGGCUCUGGUCAAGGAGAUAUUCUGCUCAGCACCUGACCCCUUUUUUGACCCCCAUCCCUCCUCAAAAACUCCACUCUUUUGUUUCCCCAUUGCUGAAGGAUGGCGGCGUUCAAGGGGCCGACAUGUAAAUAGGCCUCAACCACACAGUCGGUUUGAACUGGGCGAGGAGCCUCGAUCACAUUCUCGACACUGCCACGGACAGUGAAACGGAAAGAUGCAAGGACUAUUCAAACAAACCGAAAUUAGACGCUCUCAGACACUGCCAGUGCAUCUGCCUUUCCCGUGCGGCGGUGUGAGCGAUGUGUGUGCAGCACAUAUAAAGAGAGAGAGAUGCUCUGCUGCCUCCGACGGUUUGUCCACAAGGCGUUGGGACAAAGACCCCCCCCCCCCCCCCCGCCCCAUGCACCGAUACCUGCAGCCUCCAGCCCUCGAGUCUGAGCUCUGCAGCCCCUCUGCACUCUGAGGGAUCUUCAGGCGCUGAUUCAUGAGAUUCAUGAGAGUAUUACCAACCCACUGUUGGACAAAGACAGCUAUGUCUGAUGUAUUUUUCUUUUUUUAUUGUACAAUUAAAUGACUGAAGUUGUAAUAUGUUAACAAAAACGCAAAAGUUCAUCUGUUAUAUAAUCAUUGGAAACAUGAGUUUAUGGUCUCAAUCUCUAGUUUCAAGUCUCCUUCAAUACAGCGUGAUGUUUAUUUAGUAAAUCAUGGUCCAUUUAGAGUCAAAUAGACCAUAAAAGCUUUGUGGCCUUUUUUACCUUGUGAUUGACAGGUCGCUACCGCGAUGUAGUCCGGUCUGGAAGGUGUCUGUGUACUCCUCGUACAACUUUAACACUUUCACUGUGUGUUUUCACUUGUUACAUUCUGGUCACCUCAAAAUUACGUUAAGGCCAACAUUUAGGGCGGACCUACUGUCAACGGGCUUGAGGGCUCAGUUGCAGACAUGUUGAGCCCUUCAUGAACCCUUUCUGUUAAGUCCAUUAUAUCUGAAGAUUUUGCCUGAUGGAAUUACCCACAAUUCAUAGCAAUGUGUCAUUCAAAACAGGGUUACCAGAGGAUGCAUGGAGUGUAACAAAAGUAAACAAAGAGGACAUCAGUGUUCAGCCUGGAAAAUCACAUUUACUCAGAAACAUUGAGGAUUGAAGAUAGAACAUACAAAACACAUCAUUUCAAGAGAAUGCAAGCAGAGUUAUAUAUGACAGAUUUAUUCAUCAAACAUUUAAUUUAGUUAAUGAAGCUGUUUUGACAAAAACAAGUAAAUAGAUUAUUUGAAAUUACCGCUCAUCUCGUGAAGAAAGAGCCUGGAUGACGUUCAAAUUAGGGAGUAAAAAGUUUAAAUAAAUAUCCACAAGUGUACAUAUUUUCAUUGGUGCAAAAGUCAAGCUGGUGACCGCCAAAAUGCCAAAUUCAAGGGUUCAAAACUUCCCUCCACAAACCAAUGAGUGACAUCAGGGUGAUUCUGUCCCCAUCUUUUCUACAGUCGAUGGGCCAGAGUGCGAAAGCUUAGGCUACUAAUUAACUCAUUGAAUCUUUUUUUGCAUUUUCCUGACAAAAACCCUUCAGAGGAGCUUUAGUUUCAGCUCAGAGCCGCACACAUGUAUUGUUUGUGGAACCUUCGUCUGCUCUCCUGCAACCUGUGUGAAGCCUGUUCACCAGCAGAGAGUGCUAAGUGGCAGGCCCACUGCACCACUCUGAACACCGACCAGGUGAGGCAACCAAAGCAUUACAUCACAUACAGCAUUACUCUUUCAAAAAGAGUCAUAGUUUCCCAAACACGCAUGUUUUUGUAAAAAUCCAUAAAUCAUCUUCGAGUUUUUACACAUGAACACCCUCCCCUCCCUCCCCCGCUCAUUAUCCUCAGCACUGUUGAACUGUAGCGUGGCAGAGUGUCAUUAUAGAAAGGUGUAAGUAUCAGAGGUGAGAGGUCAGAUGCCUAGGUAUAAACAGCUGGAGGGAUGAUUAUAGACCACAGGCUGUCAAAGAGGGGGCCUGUCUGGGCUUGUACCCACCACCAGAGAGAGGGCUGGAAAAUAACACACGCUGAGUGAUUGAUCUGCUGAGCGAGAGUUCACCCUGUCUCCCUUUUCUUUUUCUUGUUUUGCAUUGUUUGAUGCUUUGAUCCUGAGGAGCAGAUCCCCGUGAAUUCUGCUGAGAAAGAGUGUGUGUGUGUGUGUGUGUGUGUGUGCGUGCGUGCGUGUUCGUGUGUGUCUUUGCACUGAUACAUUCAUGCAUAGAUAAAUAUCCACUGUGUGUAUUUGAAUGUGUAUCCAUCUACUUAUAUUAGUGUGUGUGUGUGUGUGUCUUUGCACUGAUACAUUUAUGUUUAGAUAUCCACUGUGUGUAUACUGUGUGUAUUGCAUAAAUAGAUAUCCACUGUGUGUAUUUUAAUGUGUAUCCAUAUACUUAUAUUAAAGUGUGUGUUCGUG
Messenger RNA from Pseudoliparis swirei, 3800 nucleotides. RefSeq names its product collagen and calcium-binding EGF domain-containing protein 1-like. Lineage: Eukaryota; Metazoa; Chordata; Actinopteri; Perciformes; Liparidae. The coding region runs from base 253 to 1413 and encodes 386 amino acids. The transcript has 11 exons. Gene Ontology annotation, molecular function: calcium ion binding. The record is from RefSeq and is a predicted model, not a curated record.